Molecule: messenger RNA, 920 nt
Organism: Brassica oleracea var. oleracea
Lineage: Eukaryota; Viridiplantae; Streptophyta; Magnoliopsida; Brassicales; Brassicaceae
Product: V-type proton ATPase subunit c1-like
Exons: 3
Coding region: 179-673 (164 amino acids)
Biological process (GO): proton transmembrane transport
Cellular component (GO): proton-transporting V-type ATPase, V0 domain
Molecular function (GO): proton-transporting ATPase activity, rotational mechanism
Source: RefSeq, a predicted model, not a curated record
UUGUUAUCCCGACAAGCAACGUUGUUCCUCCCUUCCACUCAUCUGAAAAAAUAAAAAAAAAGACAAAACAAAAAUAAGUACGUAAAUAAAUAAAAUCAGAACGAUAUAUCUACGUCUCUCCCUCUCGCCAGAUUUCAAUCAUCGACUCGAUUUCAGAUCCGAGAUAAAAACUUCGAACAUGUCUACGUUCAGCGGCGACGAAACAGCUCCCUUCUUCGGUUUCCUCGGCGCCGCAGCCGCACUCGUCUUCUCCUGUAUGGGAGCUGCCUAUGGAACCGCAAAGAGUGGUGUUGGUGUGGCUUCGAUGGGAGUGAUGAGACCCGAGCUUGUGAUGAAAUCUAUCGUCCCUGUUGUUAUGGCUGGUGUAUUGGGUAUUUACGGUUUGAUUAUUGCUGUUAUCAUCAGUACCGGGAUUAACCCCAAGGCUAAGUCUUACUACCUCUUCGACGGAUACGCCCAUCUCUCCUCCGGUCUUGCUUGUGGUCUUGCUGGUCUUUCCGCUGGAAUAGCCAUUGGUAUUGUCGGAGAUGCUGGUGUCAGGGCAAAUGCUCAGCAGCCUAAGCUCUUUGUCGGGAUGAUUCUUAUCCUUAUCUUCGCAGAAGCGCUUGCUCUUUACGGGCUUAUUGUAGGAAUCAUCCUCUCCUCUAGAGCUGGCCAGUCUAGAGCUGAAUGAGAAAGUACCCCAAAGGUACUUCUUUUACUUUCUGUGUGCUUUAUUUAGUAUGUAUCAUCGAAAACUGGAACAUUUACUGGAUUCUUGGAACUUGGUUUCAGAAACAAAACCAUCUAUGGUUUAUUUAUUGUUUGGUUAUGUAAUAAAGAGCUCGGAGGAGCUUGAUAUGUUUUUUUUCUGUAUUCUUGUAUUGUCCUGAGGAAGUUAAAAUACAUUUAUUUGUAAAGAAGUUUGCUUUCUGAAACCA